AUGGCUGAAGAAAAAGAUGUUGAAAUGCAAUCUGAACAGGGGGACGUGCAAAUACUAGAGAGUUCAUUUGAUGAAAGUCUUGAAGUUGAGGAUGAUACUCAGGCUAAUGUUGAACUUGAACUAGAGAACAGCGAAGAAGCCUCUAGUGAUCCAGAUGAAGUUGUGAAAGACCAGGAAAACAUUAAACUUCUUAAUGAAAGGAGACAAAUUGUAUUGGACCUACUAGAGCAAUAUAAGGUAAUUGCAAAGGAGGGUGACAAAGUUUAUAUUAUACCGAAAUUUUGGUACGACAAUUUUUUCAACGAAGAUGUUACUGAUCCUGAACUUCUGGGCCCAAUUGACACGACAUUGAUAUGCAGAGAUUAUGAUAAUUUUUUUUUAAAGGAUUACGAUGACUGCCCAUAUAUAUCUGUCCCGGAAUCUAUAUUUCUCCAACUAGUUGAAUGGCAUGGUUUAAGCUCCAAUUCAGAACCUGUCCAAACAAACCUGGUACUAGACGAAGCAACAAAUACAUUGAUCACUGAAUAUAAUAAGCUAUUUUACAGAGUACAAUAUCUGAUAGAUCCAAACGAAAAACCAUACACGCGUAAUACUAGAAAUGCCAAUAAUAUUAAUUUUUUUACCAUAUCAACUUUGUCGACUUUAACUGAAGCUGCCAAUAAAGCGUUAAAUAUUUUUUUCGAGCUUGAGUCUAAUCUGAAUAUAGACUCUACUUCAGUACGGAUAUGGCUUGCAACCACCAGUAUGGAGGAAUCCAUCCAUAAAUCGAAUUAUCUGUUGGGACCAAUCGAUUUCUUAUCGUACCAACCAAAGAUACAUGUUACAAAAGACUUGUUUGGAAAACAAUUGAGAGAUCUAAGUACCACUGGUGGUAAUUUUAUCAUUGAAGUGAAACAAAUUGAUAAAAAUUAUCAUUGGGUUUCGAACUAUUUUAAAUACAAUGAUUUCCAUCAUGCCAAAGGAACGAUGGGCCUAUCAAAUUUGGGAAACACCUGUUAUAUGAACUCUGCACUACAGUGUUUGGUCCAUAUCCCACAAUUACGGGACUACUUUUUAUAUAGUGCUUAUGAGGCAGAACUUAACACAGAUAACCUAAUUGGGUACAAAGGUUAUGUAGCGAAGGCCUUUUCUUCACUCGUCCAAAAUUUAUUUGGUGAUACCAUAACUAAGCAAGGUACCAAUUCCUCAUUUGGACCGAAUCAUUUCAAAUCUACAGUUGGUCAUUUUAAUUCAAUGUUUUCAGGAUAUCUGCAGCAAGAUUCACAAGAAUUUUUGGCAUUUCUAUUAGAUAGUUUGCACGAAGAUUUGAACAGAAUAAUCAAUAAACCCUCGACAGAAAAGCCAUCGCUUAAAGAAGGAGAUGAUUAUAAUGACCCUGCCGUUAUCAAAAGCUUAGCAGAUGAAACAUGGAAAAUGCAUUUACUGAGAAAUGACUCCGUAAUUACCGACUUGUUUGUUGGUAUGUAUAAAUCCACUUUAGAAUGCCCUGAAUGUACAAAUGUCUCGAUUACAUUUGACCCUUACAGUGAUCUAACCCUACCAUUACCAGUGGAUUCAACUUGGUCAUCAAAGGUUAGAAUUUUUCCUCAAAAUUCACCACCAUGCAUACUAGAAAUUGAGUUAUCAAAAAAUUCUACAUAUCAGGAUUUGAAGAACUAUGUAGCUAAAUGUGCGCAAAUGGAUUCUGAAGACUUAUAUGGUUGUGAAGUUUUUAGUUAUCAAUUUUACAAUAAUUUUGAAUCCGCAGAAUCAAAUUCACAAUUUUUGCCCUUGAAGGAUCUAAUUUCAGAGUCUGACGUGGUUGUAUUCUAUGAACUGCCAAGAACCGCUGAAGAUGAUGUCAUCGUUCCAAUACUGAAUACAAGAAUCGAAGAGGGUUUUAAUAAGUCUCAUUUAUUUGGUGUUCCAUUCUUUAUCGUACUUUCCCAAGAAGAAUUGAAUAAUCCUACCUUAAUCAGAAAUAAACUAGAAAAACUCUUUAUAAAUUUGAGUGGUGGAUUCAUUCAAUUCCCUUCGACUUGUGUAGAGACACCAGAAAGAUCAUUGGAUAUGUUCCCAUUACUGUCUGAGAAGUAUUCAGAAGUUGCUCUUGCUACUUCAAAAGGAUAUAUUGAAGAGGUCUUGAAGUACGCAACACCAAAUGUUGUUGAUGCUAUAGACUUCUUUGAGGUUAAAAUUUUGCAAGAUGUCAAUGAAAAACUGCGCCUAGAGUCGGAAGAUGGCAAAUUCUGGACGCCACAGUCACAUAUGAACCUGAAUAAAAUAAAAGCAAUUAGUACUUUUGUUAGUCCUAUCAUAGCAGAUAUCUACAACUAUAGAACUAUUAGUUCUAAUACUGCAAAAGAACCGACUGAUGAAGAAGCCAAAAAUGAAAAUAAGGAGGUUGAAGAGGAAGAGCAAGAAGAGGAAAACGAUGAGGAAGAACAACAAAAGGAAAAUCUUGCUGACGUUCUGAGAUCGCAUAGCUUAAUUGUCUGUGAAUGGUCACUAGAAUCUUCCAGGCUGGCAUUUUCGGAGGAGAAGGUGAUUAAUUGGGAAAAUCCAGGAGUCUUACAAAAUGUAGAACUAGAAGAAUUGAAAACACAAAGAGAAGUAGAUGGGUCCGAUAAAGAAAUCACUUUGAAUGAUUGUUUGAAUCUAUUUUCAAAACGGGAAGUGCUUGGAUUGAAUGAUUCUUGGUACUGUCCACAUUGUAAAGAACACAGACAGGCCUCUAAAAGAAUUCAACUAUGGAAUACUCCAGAUGUACUUCUAAUUCAUUUGAAAAGAUUUGAAAAUCAAAGGUCAUUUAGCGAUAAAAUUGAUGCUACAGUGAAUUUUCCGAUUGAAAAUCUUGAUAUGAGUCCAUAUUUAGUCCAUAAGGAUGAUCCAAGGGGCACGGUAUAUGAUUUAUAUGCCGUUGAUAAUCAUUAUGGUGGAUUAGGCGGUGGUCAUUAUACUGCUUACGUUAAGAAUUUCAUUGAUAACAAGUGGUAUUACUUUGAUGAUUCUAGAGUUUAUGAGACAGACCCUGAAAAGAGUGUAAGUGGAUCAGCAUAUCUAUUGUUUUACUUAAGACGUGGUUCUAAUGAAAGCGGUGGAAGUGAACAAUUACGUGAAUUGAUUAAAAAAUCGAGAUUCGAACAUGAGCAAAAAAUAAAGGAAAUAAAAGAUAAACAGGAGGAAUUGUACGAAACCAGUAAGACGAGCGAAGAGGACAAUGAAGAUGAAGAUGAAGAUGAAGAUGAAGAUGAAUAUGAAGAUGCCAUUGAAGAGGCAGAAGACCAAGCGUCAUUAGUUAAUAGAGAUAGUUUUAAGACGGUACUAGUUGAUAAAGAGCACAGCAAUGAAAGUUUUGAAAUAAGGCAUAUGAAUGACGAUGACGGAUCUGGUAGGCGGAAGAUGAGAUUAUUGAAUAAAAUCUACAAGACAGAGUCAUUGACGAAAUCUGAGUCCACAUCACCCAUACUCCUGUCACCAACAGAGCCAGGCAAUGUAACUGAUAAAAAUAGUUUGCCAUCUGAUAAAUCUGAAUAA
This is a messenger RNA of Kazachstania africana CBS 2517, 3516 nucleotides long. RefSeq names its product putative ubiquitin-specific protease UBP12 (gene UBP12). Lineage: Eukaryota; Fungi; Ascomycota; Saccharomycetes; Saccharomycetales; Saccharomycetaceae. Bases 1 to 3516 code for a protein of 1171 amino acids. The record is from RefSeq and is a predicted model, not a curated record. The transcript has a single exon. Gene Ontology annotation, molecular function: cysteine-type deubiquitinase activity. Gene Ontology annotation, biological process: protein deubiquitination.